This is a messenger RNA of Yamadazyma tenuis ATCC 10573, 1714 nucleotides long. RefSeq lists its product as uncharacterized. The record is from RefSeq and is a predicted model, not a curated record. Lineage: Eukaryota; Fungi; Ascomycota; Pichiomycetes; Serinales; Debaryomycetaceae.
AUGUUGGCUACCCAGAGAAUAAGCAUCAAGUUGAAGAGAUUGGGUAUCAGCUACACACAAUUAUUCGUCGUUUCUGUUGUGUUAGCUUUGCUAUACUCAUUCUUGGGGACUACUUCUAAGAUAUAUGAACCCCAGCUUAUCAAUGCAAUUGAUAAGUACUCCGCCAACAUAUUACUGUAUCAUACCACAGAUACUCCUGUUGAUUUCAGCUGGAUCCAGUUUUUAGAUUUGAAUCAUUUCUUCGCCAGUCAUAAAAAGUUAAUCCUGCCAUUGAAUUGUGAAGAGUUUGCUAAUCGAAUUCAAAAAGGUCCAAGGAGUUUCUUCAAUUGCAGGGAUCAACCCGAUAAUAAGUUGGUUCCCAUAUCCCUACAACAAAAUGUCAAUAUGUACAUUGAUGAUAUGUCCAGAAAGAUCUUUGGCAAGAUUCACCUUUACAAAUCGUUUCCUAACCCUUCGAAUCUAUUAUACCUAUUCCAUGACAAUUACGUCAAAUUUCCUGUAAAAACUGAAACAAAGUUCAUGUCAUUGAAGCUGGUAAAUUUGAAAUCAGCUGCUUCAAAAUUGACUUCUUUCAAUCAAGAUUUGAGUCCGAAGCCAGUCAUCUCCCUUAACUAUGACGAUUUCAAUUACAAGAAAAACUUGGAAACUUUCUCAGAAGAAAGUAAAGUCAAAGAGCUUCAUUAUAAGUACAAAGACACUAAAAGGGCACGGAAGUAUUUCGGCGAAGCCUACUUAAUUGACUAUACUGGUGCGUUUAACUUAGACUGGAGGUUUUUCAACGCAACAAAUGUAUUGGAAAAAGACCUUGACUUGAAAAAUGCCAAAAUUUCCAGAUUAAUAAGAGGGUGGCUAAAUUUGUGUUCUAAGUUGGAAAUUCCAUCUUGGCUAACUGAUAACAAUCUAAUUGGCUGGCACAUGAACGGAUUACAUUUACCUUUUGAAGAUGAUUUCAGCUUCCAAAUCACUAUGAAGGAUAUCUUGAAAUUAGUGGAUCAAGGACUUAAUCAGUCUAUUAUCUUUGAUUAUAGUGAUAUCGAUAAGGGAAUCAAAAGUGAAAUGUUCUUGGAUAUUUCUCCAUACUUCAAAAUGAGAGACCGUAACAACAAGGAAAAUUUGGUGGACAUAAGGUUAAUCGAUCUUGAAACUGGUUUGUUUUUGAACAUCAUUGGAGUGAGCACCUUUCAAUACGAAAGGUUGUACAAUUACCAACAAAAGCCAGUCUUCCAAAGUUUGGAAGAAGGCGAUUCCAGAAGAAUUGAAAAUUACAUCAAAAGGUUCAAAGACUCAAGAGAGGGUUUGCUCAAUACCAAGAACCUUGAAGUAUACAACUUCGAUGAUUUUUCAUCCAUGAUACCAGUCAUGUUUGAAAAUCAAGUUGCUUACUUACCAGCCAAUUAUAUGACUCUCUUGACGAACAAAUAUUUCGAUCCGUUCGCUCAUUCAAAGAAAGGAUAUAUCUAUAGAGCUGGCAUCAAUUUGUGGAUUCCAAAGGAUACUUGCAAGCUACCUCCAUUUCUAAGUAUUCCAACAAUAGAGCAAGACAUGCAGUGUUUAAAAAUUGAUAAAGUUAAUAGGUUGCACAAGGAGUAUAAGAAAGCCACAGAAUUUCAUGAAAGUUUCAUGGAAUCUUUCAACGAACUUUCUGAUUACCUGGGGUUCACUUUGAAGCCUCUAGACUUUGGGGGGUUCAAGUAAUAAACAUUGUUCAUAGUCU